AUGGGAGGUAAGAAGCAAAAUAAGAAGAAAAUUCUUGAGAAGGAGAUGAAAGAAUCUUCCACAUUUUCAAAUUACAGCGUACCUGCAAGAAAUCUUAGAAAAGAUGAUCUCGGUUCUGUAAUAUUUGGUUGCAAACACAAUACAAUCAACGAAUGCCUUACAAAUCACUUGUUUGGUUUGCCAGCCACCCAUUUCUCAUACAUUAAAAACAUAAAGGAAGGUCUUGUUCUAUUUCUGUUCAACUAUAGUGAUCGAAAGCUUCAUGGAGUAUAUGAAGCUGCAAGUCCUGGUUCAAUGAACAUCAAUAGAUAUGCAUGGGUUGCUGAUACAGAGGAUUGUGGAUACACACAAUAUCCAGCACAGGUCCGUGUUCGUGUAAGACAACAAUGUCAUCCGUUGUCUGAAAACCAGUUUAAGCCAGUUAUAGCUGAUAACUACUAUGAAGACAAACACUUCUACUUUGAGUUGGAUCAUCAUCAAACAAAGAAGCUGAUGUCACUAUUUACACCAUCUCCUGUGAAUCCUUCUUCUUCACAGAUUGCUACACGAAGUAGCUUCCCAUUAAGACAGCCAAACAGUUUUAAGAACAUGAAUCAGACCUCGGGAUCUUCUUAUGCUUCUGUUGUUGGCCAACAUGCUACUCCCAUCCCUACCAGUUCAACAUGGAGUGCACUGUUUAAAGCUGAAGCAAGUUUUGAAAAUGAAGGUGAGAGUGAUAAUGUGGUUGCAAGAAACCAUGAUGAGUGGCCAAAGGAUGAAGAUAAGAGUAAUGUUACGCAUGCAAACACUUGGGAUGAUGAUGUUGGGUGUGUUGAGACGCAUGAAUCAGAUUGGGGUUAUGAAGGAAAAACCAUUAAAGAUGAGUGGCAAAAUGAAGAAGAUGAAGUGUUGUCAACAAACAGUUGGGAAGAAACCAAGCUCACUCACACUGCCAUAGAUGAAGCUCAGUAUGUCCAGACUACUUUUGUAUCAGAGUUGAAUCCUCCUGAUGCAAACACCAACAAAGACGAUUUGCCAUCUUCUUCAUCUCAAUUGUUAGAUGAAAAUCUUGAUCACCAGCUGCAAUUGUGUAGUAAGGAAAAUGAGACCAAUGUAGAAGAAAAUGAUGUAAAAGACAACUCUUUAGUGCCAGUUACAGCUUUAGAGAAUUGUUCUACUAAUCUCGAGUCAUUGGUUGCCAAGCUAUUGAAAGAAGUUGAAGAGCUGAAGGAAUCACAUUUGAAGCAAGUCACAAACAUCAAUCAGCUAGAACAAGAACUGGAUAAAUCAAAACGAGAAACCCAGCAGCUUAAAAACAGGAUUGAUGUUUUGGAAUCUGGAUCUGUUGAAGAAAGCAAGAAUGAUUCAAACAUUCUGAAAUCGGUGAUGAUUGUUGGGGGAUUUGAUGGUUGUUUAUGGUUGCCAUGUCUGGAUUCAUAUUCCCCAUGUUAUGAUAUUAGAAUCCCACUCACCCCAAUGAAUGUUGUAAAGAAAUACGGCUCAGCAGCAACCAUGAAUGGUGAACUUUACCAUUUUGGUGGCAUAAAUCCUAUCGUUGAAUCAUACAGCCCAACAAGUAAUCAGUGGGUUUUAAGACCACCUUUGUAUUGGAGCAACAUCCAUGUUGCUGGUGCUUCAGUCAACAACAAACUCUUUGUGGCUGGUGGGAACAAAGAAAGCCAUUUUUCAUCUGAGGUGGAAUAUCUGGAUCUCAGCUAUGGGAAAUGGCUCCCUGUUCAUUCCAUGAACAGCAAGAGGUCUGGUCCAGCUGCAGUAGAACUCAACAAUGCUCUGUAUGUUACUGGUGGGUUUGAUGGACAAUCUUAUUCAAGUUCUGUUGAAAGGCUUGAUCCGCGUGAAGAAAAGUGGUCAGCACUUCCGGAUAUGAACAAAAGGAAGGGUUGCCAUUCCAUGGUUGUACUCAAUGACAAACUAUACACGGUUGGAGGAUAUGAUGGAGAAAAGUAUUUACAGACAGUUGAAUGUUUUGAUACUCGAAUGGGUUGUUGGGUGGAGUGUGCACCGAUGAAUGUUUGUAGAGGCAAUUUUGGGGCUUUUGUGAUUGGAGAAAAACUGUUCGCAAUUGGAGGAUCCACCGACAACAAUAAAAUUUUGGAGAUUGUGGAAUGUUAUAAAGAAGGAAGUGGUUGGGAGGUUUGUGAUGUAAAAGCAAUUGGGAAAAGAAGUCAUUUUUCAGCGAUUGUGAUGUGAAUUUGAGUUUGAUGAACAAAAUAGUGAGAUAUUAGAGAUAUAGUGUUGUUGAUUUUUGUUCCUACUUCACACGUGUCUAAUCUGGAUUGGUUAGUGAUCGUUUUGCAUGGCUACCUCGACAUCGGGAAAAACUGUGAAAAUGUAUGUUUUGUUUUAUUAAUUAUUAUUAUUAUACAGCCAUUGAUGUCACACUAUUAUUCGUGUA
Molecule: messenger RNA, 2395 nt
Organism: Lactuca saligna
Lineage: Eukaryota; Viridiplantae; Streptophyta; Magnoliopsida; Asterales; Asteraceae
Source: the annotation of a GenBank genome assembly